This is a messenger RNA of Galeopterus variegatus (Sunda flying lemur), 587 nucleotides long. RefSeq names its product inactive serine/threonine-protein kinase VRK3-like. The annotation marks the transcript as partial. Lineage: Eukaryota; Metazoa; Chordata; Mammalia; Dermoptera; Cynocephalidae. The record is from RefSeq and is a predicted model, not a curated record. The transcript is spliced from 4 exons.
GUCUACCCUGGACCAUUAAGGAGGGACAGAUGGCUAGAGGCUCAACACAGUGGUCAGGAAUUCAUUUCAGAAGUGGCCACUCUAGGGAGUAUACUCAAGCAUGAUCUCCUUCUGUCCAGAAUGUGGCAAAAGUAUCGAAGCAACAUUCAAAUUCUGCCCCUACUGUGGAAAACCUUUGCCUACAGAGGAGGACGUGGGGUCCCAGAUCUCCUUUGUCAAACCACAUGUGUCAUCCUUCCGAGGCUCAAGGAGAGAGCUGCACUCCAGUUCUGAAAUCUCUCCCAAGAAAGCGAAAUGGUCCAGCAUUGUCACCUCUCCCCCAUUAUCCCUCUUCUCAGACGGUGACAGUUCUAAGUCUGAAAAUACCUUGAGUCCCUCUGAGAGACCCAAAGAGGCCUGGAGCAGAUCCCCAACCCCCAAAAGCAGCCCACAGAAGACUAGGCAAAGCCCUCAGACACUGAAGCGGAGCCGGGUGACCACCUCCCUUGAGGCUCUGCCCUCAGGGACAGUGCUAACUGACAAGAGUGGGCGAUGCUGGAAGCUGGGAUCCCUCCAGACCAGGGAUGACCAGGGAAUUCUCUAUGAAG